AAAGAAAGAUGUCGGCUAAUGGUUGUGCUUGAUUUUGUGAAUUACGAGUAUUUUUAUCAUUAAACUUGGAUUACGUAAAUUAAUUUCCAUGCAGUGAUUAUUCCAAAGCCUUAGAUUAUUGUUUUUGUUUGUGUUGGUGAGGGCGAUGGACAAAUGGAUGAAAUGUGGUAGAAGUGGAUUGAAGCUAUAAAACUGCCGGUAUACUGAGUAAGAAGACCUGAAUAUUUCAAAGUGCGGAGCAUCUUUACAGGAGUUUACGUUCGUAGAAUAGCACAAAGUUUGUACAUUUUCUGGAUGAGUAUUAUCGUACCCUAUCAGUAGCGUUUUGGGAUACAUCUAUUUCUUGAAUUGGGUCACAGGUGAACCAAAAAACUAAAUUGUCGGAUAACGCCAGCCCACAAGAUGGCCGACUGUUAUUCGUAAGAUAAUGUCCGGUGCGUCUGGUUCAUCAGGAGGAGGCACAGGACGCGGCAGAGGCGGCGCGGGCUCCAGCGGCGCAGUUGACAACAAACCCGAUACAAAAGAGAACAAACCUAACCCCAAAAUGUCGAAGGCACUCGGCACAUCAGCCAAGAGGAUCCAAAAAGAACUCGCUGAAAUCACAUUAGAUCCACCACCCAAUUGCAGUGCGGGCCCGAAGGGUGACAACUUGUAUGAGUGGGUUUCCACAAUAUUGGGGCCUCCUGGCUCAGUAUACGAAGGUGGAGUCUUCUUCCUAGAUAUCCACUUUUCUCCAGAAUACCCAUUUAAACCUCCUAAGGUUACAUUCCGAACUAGGAUAUACCACUGUAACAUCAACAGCCAAGGAGUGAUAUGUCUAGAUAUUUUAAAGGAUAAUUGGUCUCCUGCACUGACAAUAUCAAAAGUUUUAUUGUCCAUUUGUUCCUUGCUAACCGAUUGUAAUCCAGCUGAUCCACUAGUGGGUAGCAUCGCAACACAGUACCUGCAGAAUCGCGAGGAGCACGAUCGUAUCGCGCGUCUGUGGACCAAGCGUUACGCGACAUGAUUGCCCUGCCCCCCGCCUGCCAAGGAACAACACUAUCAUACUCAGUACCAUUCUGCUCUAAAUCCAUCCUGUUCACGUAAAUAUAAGCUUACAAUGUUAUCCAACUACCCAACCAGUGCUGUACACUUUCUGUCUCAUAUAUCAAUGAUUGUGAUUUACCAUGUAAAAUAAUCGGAGUAUUGUCUUAAUUACCCAUAUGCCACAGAAAGUGUACACCAAUUUUGGCUUAUUAAUGUUUAGUUGCAAUUAAUGUGAUGUCGAUAUGCUUGAGAUGAAGGUCUGAAAAGUGUAAUGUUAAGUAAUAACAGUUUUUCGUUAUGAACUGAUUAUCAGUUGGUAUUUAGCUGUGUUAUUGUAUAAAUACAUUGGUAAUAAUCUGACUUAAUACAUUGUAAAUUUGAUAAUGUGCAGUUCCAACUAUGUUGUCUCUGUUCUAUGGUUACUAAUGUUUGUAAUUCCAAUUUCCUAUGAUCAUAAAUUAUGGGGUUAACAAAUCAUGUAGAUCAUAUUCCACAUUGAGUAGUAUGAAUGAAAUUAGUGGCCUAGCAGAUUCAACAUAGUUAAAUUGGUUUAAGCCGAGUUGUAUUGAGGAACGUAAUUUUACUAAUGAUGGUAUUUGUAGGUUAAACAGUGAAUUGAGUCAAUUUUUGCCGCAAUGAUGCGAUGAUCUCAAACACUGGUAACAGUUUUAAGGAUAUGCUGUGAACAUUGCGAACCUAUUAGUAUAAAAUUUGGGAAUAAAUCGCAUUGUCUUAAAAAUAGUUUUUGAUUUCAGGGUAUGUUGUAUGAUUUUUUAAAUAUAUUCUAAACUUAAAGGGUAAAUACUUGAGUAAAAAAUAUCAUUUACUAUGAAUAAAAUUGCUGUCCUAUUUUGUAUCACUGUAAUAGAUUAUUUCCAAAAAUCUCCCAUGAUUUCGAGCAUUACAUCUCUUAUAAACUGCCUAAAAAGUAAUGUUAGAUAUGGCUAGUCACUUUUGACUACAAAGAUAAUGUACAACCAAUUUAACUUUACUACUUUUAUUCAUUUUAUGUGUAGUCCUGAAAACACAAUUUCUGAAAAUUUAAUGGACUUAUAAUCCACCAGUAAAAUUCAUUUUUUUUUUCACUGGAGGGUUAACUACAUUAUGGUAAUGAUAUUUUAAUAUUAAGAAGUGAUAAUUGAGUGAAAAUGACUCCAAUCUUACUUGAUAAUGUAGGUUUGAAGUCUUAAUAAUAAUUGCUUACUGCCACAACACAAGAACUUCUUAAUAAGUGAAAUGACUACGCUAUUAAUAUGUAGGUUUUACUUUGUCCAUGUUAAAUUGAAUUGAUUAUUUGAAAGUACUAGAAGUAGUUGCUUUAUAACUUUUGUUAUACUUUUUUUUAUAUGUGCAAUUUUCGGAGUUGAAAUGUAAGUUUCAUUUGCACGUUUUUAAUCUAAUUUAACCUAACUCAGGUUUAGGACAUCUAUCUAUCCAAAAUAAUUUAGAGAUAUAGUUUAAUUCAAAUUAGUUCAAAUAUCAAGGCUACUAAUAAAGCCACUUGAAAUCCUAAUUAUGUAUUUUUGUACACAAAGUUCAUGAAUGGUUCGAGGUGAUUUUGCUGUAAUAUUGUGGUGUUUUAUCAACAUGAAUUUUAAUUGCUGAAUGUAUGGUUCAAAUGGUCAUCAACUGACGGUAUUGAAGGUCUCUUUUAGGCCGGAUUAUGUAUGGUUUAUUUUGCGAGAAAAACAUAUCAACUUCCAACUGCAAGUCAUGGAGAUUAUAGUACCAUUGUAAUGCGUAAAUGACGUGCCAAAAGUUAGGUACAUUUUUGGCCUUUACUACUUACUACUCCAGUCUGACAUUACUCCGACUUUUCUAAAGUAUUCCGUUUAGGUGUAAACCGUUAUUAGAUGUAAGUUAUUUUAUUGUCUAGGUAAUGUAUAAUGUAUGUCUUAACCCUAGGUCUAAAUAGGUAUUUAGCACUAUAAUGAUUUUAGCUAAAAGUGUAUGUCGCGCGUAUAUGAAUGUUUUGGUGAUAGCGUUAUGAAAGAGUUAAUUAUAUAUUUAUAAUUAAUGAAUUUGGCGACUUCAUUCGUAGUGAAACUGGUGCUGUGAGAUUCAAAUGCUUGCGACAUACAAGAAUGUGAAUACUAACUGUAUUCGGGACUGGAUAUAUUUUGUCAAUGUGAUUUUUUAAUUAUUUUGUACUGUAACUUGAAAUGUGUUGCUUGCAAGUCAACAGCUGUAUUUUACGCGACUGAUGUUCCUUAACUCGAUGUUCACGAAUUCUGACUCCCUUGUAAUCAUCCUUUGUUACAGUUUAUAUCAUGGUAUAAAAUAGGAAAUAAAAUGUGUGUAACUAGGACACUCAA
Molecule: messenger RNA, 3341 nt
Organism: Ostrinia nubilalis (European corn borer)
Lineage: Eukaryota; Metazoa; Arthropoda; Insecta; Lepidoptera; Crambidae
Gene: Ubc2
Product: ubiquitin-conjugating enzyme E2-24 kDa
Exons: 6
Coding region: 428-1006 (192 amino acids)
Biological process (GO): protein polyubiquitination
Cellular component (GO): nucleus
Molecular function (GO): ubiquitin conjugating enzyme activity
Source: RefSeq, a predicted model, not a curated record